AUGAAAACGUCGGAAGAGCACAGAGUCGAAAAUCAAAAUUACGAAGUACGUCACAGAUGCGAUGAUUGCGUUCAUGAAAAAAUCAGAGAUCAUGAAUGUAAAGAGUGUGGCAAAUUUUAUGGACAAAAACAUCAUUUGAUGCAGCACAUAGAUACAGUUCAUUUGAAACUUGAAGAACAUAAGUGCAAAGAAUGUGGGAAGGUUUUUAGUAGUAAAAGUAGUUUGAAAAAGCACAUUGCAACAGUACAUGAAAAAAUUAAAAAUCACCAAUGCGAGGAGUGUGGCAAGCUUUUUCAACAUAUGGCCAAUUUGAUGCGGCACAUAGAUACAAUUCAUUUGAAACUCAAAGAAUACACAUGCGAAGUAUGUGCAAGAGCUUUUAGUCAAAAUUCACAUUUGAAUAGGCACAUGAACACAAUUCAUCGGGAAAUCAAAGACCAGAAAUGCCAAGAGUGUGGUAAACUAUUCGGACAGAAAAAUCAUCUCUUGACACACGUAGAUUUAGAUCAUUCAAAACUCACAGAACACAAGUGCGAAAAGUGUGUCAAGUUUUUUGCAUGCAAAAGAAAUUUGAUGCAGCACAUAGAUACCGUUCAUUUGAAACUCAAACAACAUAUGUGCGAAGAAUGUGAAAAGUAUUUUGGACAAAAGAGUCAUCUAAUAAGGCACAUAGAUACCGUUCAUUUAAAACUCAAACAGCAUAUGUGCGAAGAAUGUGGGAAGUAUUUUGGGCUAAAAGAAAAUCUAAUAACACACAUAGAUCUAGUUCAUCUGAAUCUUAAAGAACACAAGUGCGAAGAAUGUGAAAAGUCUUUUGGACAAAAGAGUCAUCUAAUAAGGCACAUAGAUCUAGUUCAUCUGAAACUUAAAGAUUGCAAGUGCAAAGAAUGUGAAAAGUCUUUUGGUAAUAAAAAUGACUUGCAUAGACACAUUGCCACAGUUCAUGAAAAAAUCAAAGAUUAA
Messenger RNA from Trichogramma pretiosum, 963 nucleotides. Its product is annotated as zinc finger protein 257-like. NCBI's taxonomy places the organism in Eukaryota, Metazoa, Arthropoda, Insecta, Hymenoptera, Trichogrammatidae. The record is from RefSeq and is a predicted model, not a curated record. Gene Ontology annotation, cellular component: nucleus. The coding region runs from base 1 to 963 and encodes 320 amino acids. The transcript is spliced from 2 exons.